AUGACAGCAGGUAUAAAAAAAUACUAUAUUUAUUGGCGUGUUUUGUGUACCUAUUUAAAGCAUGAGCUGCAGUGUUUUAUCAGAUAUAAAGAUGCGAGACGAAGCCGACGAUCUUUAGAUGUGAUCAAGGCAUUUUUUAAGAAUUCGUCAGUGGGCGGGGGGGCGGCAUCUACAAAAAGGACCAUACUAUACCGAGUGUGGAGAAAUGAUAGAUGGUUUGUUGGUAACAAAAGGUUUAGUGUGGUAUCGCAUGUAAUAGUAGGGGAGGGGUUUCUGGAUGUAUUUUCCCCCAGAAAAUUUUUAUAUUUACUACACCUUUGACUGCAAUAUCUUGCAUUUUAUAAAACAGGUUUUUUGGAUAUACAACAUUACAUUAUGCUGUAGAUAGACUCAACUUUCAGUUAUAUAUAUACUUGCAUAGUAUGUUUAUGUAGAUACCACAACUUGGUCAAUCACAACCUCGUACCCAGGGCUAGUCGCGAAUUGAAGGCGGCGACGUAGCCCUGGUAAACGCUGGUCACGUGACUCCAACAUUACGUAAUUGUUACUUUUCUCAACCGGGGGGUGAACAGGUGAAACUCGAAGACAAACAGUUUUUAUCUCCAAAAUUCUUCAAUCUUUCCUGUGAAUUUUGCAUUUCAAGCUUUUCUCAAAGUACGGCGAUCGAUCAAAUGGAUCAAUACUUUCUGUAGAAAAAACUCAGUGAGAUUUGUUCCAAUGAGACGUUUAAAAGACUUGGAUAUGUCGCUAAAGACUAAAGACGCUCGGUCAUUGCACAGGUUUAUGGUUUAGUACUUUGUUCAGUUUGUUGCGACUUGCGAAGCAAAUGAAUGCAAAUUCAACUCUUGUAUAAUGACUAUAAGUUGGUUUGUAGAGGGACAACUUAUACUUCAAACUAGGGACAAGUUCAUGGACAUCCCUAAUAUACGGACAAUGAUAUUUCACCAAUAUGUAAAUAUGACUAUUAAAUAUAUAAAAGGAUUGCUGUUGUAUUACUUGUAUAUGUAUAUGUAUACAAGUGUUGUGCUGUGGUAUUUACGUUUUUAACCCUUUAAGUGGCAAUGGGCCAUCCAUUUAAUAUACACCCCCUCCUCCCAUGGACUAGAAUUUCUGAGGGGGUUGAAAAAGCCAUUUCUAGGGGUUGUGUGCAUCCGUAACCUUUGAUCUUUGCAUUUUUUUCUGAGGGAUAAGGCAAAAAUUUCUUAAUUUCUGGGGGUGUUGGUGUCGGCACCUUGAUAUUUUUUCUUAGGGGGGGGUGUACAUCGUCCAUAGGUGGUGUGUACAUUAAAUGGAAUGGCCCAAAGCACCCAGAUGCGCCCUACUUUGUUAGUUUACUCUGUCUAACAUCAGACAAUUUUACUCAUCAGGUGGAGAGUGCAUGGCGCCACUCAAUGGGUUAACAUAGUCGAUGAACAUGCCAAAUGAUCCUUGACCGUGGUAGUACAUUUUUGCACUUGCUAGAUGAUAUUGCAACCAAGCAUUGUUUCAGAGGAAGAGCACUGAGAUCAUGCUGUGUAGCAAUUGGAAUCUCGCAUAGAGCCUGCUCUCACAUAAAGCAGGCAAGACCUUCACCCAGAAGCUAGUCCUGAUUAAUAUUAAUUCCCAACAUAAACACUUGGAAACCAGACUGUCCCAUCUGCCACAUGCAGGACAAAAAAACAUGCAACCUGGACUUUAACUGUUAAACAACUAAAUCAGCAUGAUAAACAGUGUGAUGAUUUUUGCUUAGGGACCGCUCAUUAUUUAUUGUACAGGGGGGGACUGAGGAGAAACUCUACAGUUAUAAUAUUUUUUCGUUACCCCCCUCUUAAGACAAGUAAAAUUUUCAAAGCCCCCCCCAACAGGCAAAACAAGAACAUAAAUUUGCCCCCCCCCCCUCUAGCUCUUUAUCUUUAUUUAGAGACACAAAAACUCUAGCGGUUUAUUUUAGAGAAAGAAAAAUAGGUAAUGGGGACCAAUAGACAUUCCCAUUAUAGACUAAUUUUUUAUCUUAGCAAAAAAAGUAUAUUCCCAGGAAGGGUAUACUAAAAUUAGUAAAAUUCCAAAGUUUGGUUGCAAAAUGUUGUAAAAUAUGUAGAAAAUAUAGCCUUCCAUAUUCUUUUGUAUAAUUGCAAUUUUCACAUGCAAUACAAAAGUGUACAACAUUUGCAAACUUUGCAAGGCUAUAUUUUCCGUAUUUUGCAACAAUUUACUUAUUUUAGUAUGCUCUUUCUUUCUAGCUGUGGUGAUUUAUUUGCAUCAAGGCCGGAUUUUGAGGGAAGUGUGGAGAGGUGCGCACCUCCCCAGAGAUCGUUUUGCACCUCCCCUGAGAAUUUUUCCACCUCUCUUGAAAGGUCAUGCACUUCCCCUUGGGAAAGUUUCAAUGAUGGAACAAAGUGAAAAUGUGAUGGUUGCUUAGGAUCUACACUUUGUGACGUAAGAAAGUUUUCUCUGUAAAAUUGAAACAGUGAUAGCCAUGUCAAGCACCCUUUUAAUGCAAUGUUUUGAAAGAAACAGUGUAGCAAUUGUAAUGAAGGGCAAGAUUGGAGUUCAUAAUUCCUUAAUACACUGGUACAUAUGUACACUACAUGCAUACCUCACCUUGUUGAUAUUGGCCUGUUCUACAAUAAGCCAUAACUUUCCAUGUAAAAUUUUUGUCCACCUCCCCCACUAUUUUCACCAAAAUUCGGCCUUGAUUUGCAUCUCUUUGCCUAGUUCUAAAAUUAGUCUAUAAUGGGAAUUGUCUAUUUACAUGAACAUGAGAGACUUUUUAUUUGACUUCCAUUUAUGAAUAUUAAAGUCUAUAAAUAUUGUUAUUUGUUGUUAAGUUGUUUUGUGAUACAUUUUUAAAACUACUAAUGUUUUUUCAAACUGGUAAAUAUUUUCAAAGCCCCCCUUCUUUCGUCUCUCUGUAUUUUUUUCAAAGCCGCCCCUUUCAGGUUUUGAAAAAUUUAAAGGCCCCCCCCCAGUUUCUCCUCAAUCCCCCCUGUACAAUAAAUACUGAGCGGUCCCUAAUCGCUCUUUAAUAACCAAUGAGGUCAAUUCCACGUUUUUAAUUCAUUCAGAUACAAUUUAAUUCUCAGAUGGUAGUUUUUAUAAUACUUCUAAACGCUUUUCUGUUAUACUGGUAACAUUCUCUGAUAUGACCACGAAUUCUACGCAAUGAAUCAAUUAUUGAGCCUUCACUCAAAACGUCGAAGUUCUCCUUGUAUUUUUCAGGUAGUUGUAUCCCUAUCAACCCAAGUUUUGUUAUUAUUCCCACUACCUACACUGGCAAAGACGGUUCAAAAUAAUAUAUGCACCCUUGCACGUCCCUAACAUACUUACUUUGUGAAAUGAAUAAAUGUCUGGAGCAAUGGUAUUGUUUUUUAUGAAUCUACAGGGCCGUAGCAACCGGGGGGGGGGGCUGGGGGGGCUGCAUCCCCCUCAAUAAUUUGCUAAUAAUGCAAACUUUAUCAUUUAAUCUGUGACAAACUGCAAAGAAUGAAGAUAUUACUCAUACUCCAGAUCGUUCCUCGCGUAGAAAUUUUAGCUGAAUUUCUGUCGCGCAUUUUCAAGAAAAUCCCACAAAAUCUGCACAUUUUUGGUGAACUAAUGAUUUAUUUUGUCUUUUGCGUGUUGGGUCUUGCGAAAGAAAACUCUGAAAAUGCCAUUUCAGACCAUCUAGAGACUCCAGAUUUUCGAAAUUUUCUCAAAUGUUCUGCCUUCAUUUCCGCGCAACUGCCAUUUACGACGAAAUUUCCCGCCGCGCAUUUAUAAUACUACACUCUGGCCCAUACUUUCCUGUAAAUUUCGACAUACUAAAACGCUGUUUUCUGACUAUCAGAAUUCUGUUAAAUCUUCCCCCAAAGUCCAGGAAAUGGCAUUUUAGAGACUCUAAAUUUAAAAAUUUCCUCGGGCCUUCGGCCCUCGCUUUCAGCCCCCCCCCCAAUCGAAAAGAGCUUUCUACGGCCCUGAUCUAGAACUAUGAAUUGAAUUUUUGGUGGCUGUUUUUGCAUUAUUAAUAUGGCAUUGCUUCUGUAUAGUUUUCCUUGGUUGUGUGGAGCGUAUGGGCUGGUUGGUUGAAACAAAAAGAUCCCUCGUCCACAUUUGUACCUCACAGUUAAAAGAGGAGUGAAGAUAUCGUUUGUACGACGUGAACUUGAAGAGAAAUUCAAAUGUGACGACGCUAAGGAACACUUUGAACUCCUUCGAGAACCUGAAAGAAAACCAAAAAUUAAAUAUUUGGGUCUCCUUUUAAGUAAAUUGAGAUGUAAAUCAUCUUCUGUCUCAGCAGCACCUGGUGGUGGUGUAUUAGCUUGCAGUAACCCCAGAUGUACCAAUAAAAACCCUUUACGAGUGCCUGAAGAGAACGAGAAAGUUGAUGUACCUCAGGUCCAGGGAACUGGGACUUUAACCAUGUUUUGCGCCCUCAAUGGACAACAUUAUGCACUCACCUGCUUUCAUGUUGGUUGUGCAACUGAUGAAAACCGUUUAAACGCCGCAUUCAAUAAAGUAGAAGAUGUUCAGAAGAUGCGCAAUUCACUUCCAGCUUAUGAAAGUUAUGCAAAGAAACAGCAAAAUUAUUUUACACAAGACAAUACAGAGAACGACAAUGAGCCCAUCUUAUUUGGAGACGAUGGAACGGACUGCACGCGUCUUGGUGGUUUUGACAAUUAUCAUUUUGACAACGAAUGUGACAUUUUUGUCUCUGAAAGUUUUGGAUGGCGUUAA
Molecule: messenger RNA, 4692 nt
Organism: Paramuricea clavata
Lineage: Eukaryota; Metazoa; Cnidaria; Anthozoa; Malacalcyonacea; Plexauridae
Source: the annotation of a GenBank genome assembly